UUGCAUUUUGAAGAUAUGGCUUAUUUCAACUAUUCCCUAUUCGCCUCUAUGGCCAGAUCAAGAGGAGCAAACAGCUUUAUGCACAACACUUGGUGCAGACCAGUGGUGGUUCUGCAUUUCCAUGAUUUUCAUUCAAACAGAUUAAAUCUCCGAACUGAAGAACUUGGGAGGAUUCCUUCUAUUCUCUUUUGCAAUCUACCUCAUAAUUGUACCUCUUUAGUACCUGUGUGUAACUUCCACCAGUCAGGUCGAUGGCUUGAAGAAUGUAAACAAGCCGCCCACAAACACACUGACAAACCAAGUAUUGGAAAAAAAGGUUUACUUUCGCAAACAAAUGAAAAGGCUGUUGUGAAAAAAUCCUGGAAAGAAAGAAUUGUAAAUGAACUGAAACAUUAUUACAAUGGAUUCCGAUUACUUUGGACCGACAUAAAGAUAGCAACAAGGAUACUGUCAAGAUUACUGCAUGGAUUCCAGCUCAGCCGCAGAGAAAGACGAAGGCUUCUGCGGACCUGUGUUGACCUCUUCCGUCUAGUUCCUUUCGUAAUAUUCCUGAUUGUGCCAUUUAUGGAGUUUUUGCUCCCCGUCGUCUUAAAGCUGUUUCCUGAGAUGUUGCCAUCUACGUUUGAGACAAAAUUGAGUCGGGAACAAAAACAGAAGCAGACCAUGGCAGCAAAACUUGAAAUUGCAAAAUUUCUCCAGGAAACUAUUGUGGAAAUGGCCAAAAGGAAUAAAACAGAAAGUGGAGGAGCUGCCCAACAGUUUUCUUCUUAUUUGCAGAAGGUGCGACACUCGGGAGAACAUCCAAGUACAAAGGACAUAGUACGCUUCUCCAAACUCUUUGAAGACGAGUUAACGCUGGAACAUCUCAACCGUCCUCAACUGGUGGCACUCUGCAGGCUUUUGGAACUGCAGCCCAUUGGUACAAACAACUUGCUUCGCUUCCAACUCCAAAUGGAAUUGAGAUUCAUAAAAGCAGAUGAUGAAAUGAUUGCCCAAGAAGGCUGUGAAGUUUUGACCGUGUCGGAACUGCAGACAGCGUGUAGAGCGAGGGGUAUGAGAUCAUUGGGACUGACGGAAAAGCAACUGCGGCAGCAGCUCACUCAGUGGCUGGAGUUGCAUCUGAAGGAGAAUGUGCCCCCGUCGCUGCUGCUGUUGUCCCGUGCUAUGUACCUGACCGACGUCAAACCAAUUACUCCUGCCGUUAAAGUCCCAAUCAUCCAGCUGGGCAUUACUGUUUCCCCGGACAAACAGCCACCAGGCAAAGAGAGCGCUGAAAAACCAACCCCACCGAGCUCUGGAUCUCGUGACCUGGCCGCAACACUGGAAAACAUCAAGACUCAAGAAAUGAAAGAGUCCCAGAAAAGCAAGGCCAGUGCAAACGGCUCGUGAUGCAAGGAUCUCGUCACCGUGGACAUGCUGUUAAAGCAGAGUGGCCUCUUUUCUCCAGUUGACCAAUUUAACUAUACCAAUGGACAUUAAUGGGCUGGAGAUAUCGCCUUGACUGAUGCUUCAUUGCUGUUUAGACAUGAGAUAUCACUUACACAGUCACCUGUGUACGAAAGCCGCAUCCGAGCAGAAUCAUCACGCCACGUCCAACCUGAGAAAAAGCAAAGCAAUCAUAAAAUAAUAAUGUGUAUGUAAGCUAUUGAUUUUUCUCACUUGACAUCAGGCACUGCUAUUGGAACUGGAACCAGGUUAAAUAACCCCACUCCUGUAACUGCACAAUGCGCAGAAAGUCCACACUACAGUGUAUAAACAGAACCUUCUGGAACAUCUCAUGAAUGAAUUCACGCAAUGUAUCGUUUUAAUGGGGCGGACAAAACCCAAGUCACACCUUACAGUGUGAUCUCUUUUUAAAAAUUGCUAAUUGUUACGACAUAACUGGCAUAUUUAUACUGACUUGGUGCAGCUACCUAUCGCAGAGACCAGGGCAAAUAGAAAGCAUAUAAACUUCAUGCUGUGGCUCGUACUGCGGCCUUUUAAACAGGGAUUGCUACUGUGCUGGUCGACUGCACUGUGAGCUAGAUGCCCCGCUAAGCAGGUCACUCUAAACAGAAAUGUUCCUUUGCCAAACACCCCAAGUAUUAUCAAUACCCAGGGAAGGCAAUUUAUCGCAGAAUGCAAGAUUUUGAAGUUAUUUUGUCUGGUGCUGAACAUGAAUUUUGCUUAUCUGCUAUUGUUUGGUUUGUAGAAAUGUUGCAAAAGAAUUGUCUCACCCUUUCCAAUUUGGAGAUGUACUGUUUUAUUAAUUCAUAACUAAAUACAUGCCUUCUUUUGUAAA
Amblyraja radiata (thorny skate) is the source of this 2281-nucleotide messenger RNA. It is a transcript of the gene letm2, whose product is annotated as leucine zipper-EF-hand containing transmembrane protein 2. Gene Ontology annotation, molecular function: ribosome binding. Lineage: Eukaryota; Metazoa; Chordata; Chondrichthyes; Rajiformes; Rajidae. Bases 16 to 1389 code for a protein of 457 amino acids. The transcript is spliced from 10 exons. Gene Ontology annotation, cellular component: mitochondrial inner membrane. The record is from RefSeq and is a predicted model, not a curated record. Gene Ontology annotation, biological process: intracellular monoatomic cation homeostasis.